Molecule: messenger RNA, 1291 nt
Organism: Kickxella alabastrina
Lineage: Eukaryota; Fungi; Kickxellomycota; Kickxellomycetes; Kickxellales; Kickxellaceae
Product: P-loop containing nucleoside triphosphate hydrolase protein
Exons: 4
Coding region: 1-1182 (393 amino acids)
Molecular function (GO): ATP binding; ATP hydrolysis activity
Source: RefSeq, a predicted model, not a curated record
AUGCCGGCAGGUGCCAAGCGCUGCGACGCGCUGCAGCAUUGUCAGCUGGUGCCUGUGCCCACGCUUCCACGGCGCGAGGAAGUUGUGUACUCAAUCAUGCGGAGGCUCAUGGCGGCAGCGGCAGCAGGGUCUGACAACCAGGCAAUGGCCGGCGAUGCCGAGAUCGAUGCUUUGUCCAGAAGGGUUGCCAACUCAACUGCUGGCUACGUCGCCCGCGAUAUCAGUGCUCUUUGUCGACAAGCGUUCCUACGCAUGCUUAGUGAGAGAAACCCGCGCGAUAUAAAAACAAAUGGCGUGGAUGCCCUGGCGGCGGACUUUGUUGGGCAAUCCGGCACUUGUCAGGUUGACACUCUGCCAUCUUGGAGUCAGUUCGCGGCAUCUCUGCAAGCGGUGCGGCCCUCACAGCAGAUGGAGUUUGAAGGUGUGCGGCCAACCAAGCGCUGGUCUGAUAUUGGCGGCUACGAUACCAUCAAGCAGUCUUUGCAGCGGUUUAUGCGACUGGCUACCACUGAAAAUUCAUCAUCCUUGGGCAUCAAUCCGCCCUCGGGAAUCUUGCUGUACGGACCGUCAGGGUGCGGCAAGACAGCCAUGGCGCUGGCUAUGAUUGGCGAAAGUGCCUGUAAUGUGAUAUAUAUCCGCGGGUCAGAGCUUUUUUCAAAGUAUCUUGGUGAGACAGAGGCCCGGCUUCGGCGUCUGUUUCGUGCGGCGCGGGCGGCAGCACCGUGUAUUGUUUUCAUGGACGAGAUUGACUCGAUAGCGGCCAAGCGCGAGUGGUCCUCAGUUGAAAGUGGCGGCCCGGCGUUGCGUGUGCUGAGCACAUUGCUUAAUGAGAUGGACGGUGUGCAUGAGACAAGGGGCGUGAUUGCCGUGGGAUGCACUAACCAAUUGGACAGAAUCGACGACGCUAUUGUGAGGCCAGGGCGAUUUGACCAGCUCGUCAAAGUGAAUAUGCCAUCACUGCAAGACCGCGUGGGCAUUCUACAGACGUUGGGAAGAAACUCACCAUUGAAUGAUGAUGUGUGCAUUGAUGAGCUCGCGCAGAUGACCGAAGGAUAUAGCGGAGCAGGGCUCGAGCAGCUGUUCAGGGAAGCUGGGUUGGCGGCCAUGCGCCAGAACCAAUCUGCAGAUGCAUUCAGUAUGUCAGACUUUAUUAGCGCAUUUGAUAGGAUCAGUGGCGCGUGAGAGCAAAAGAAAAAAGACAAAGACAGGUCAGUGGGCGGUGUGGAAUGCGCAUACAUGCAGGUUGUCAUUAUUUAAAUUUAGUUAUUCGAUUUAAUUGAUUGAUAUUGGC